Molecule: messenger RNA, 1289 nt
Organism: Pieris rapae (cabbage white)
Lineage: Eukaryota; Metazoa; Arthropoda; Insecta; Lepidoptera; Pieridae
Exons: 6
Coding region: 62-961 (299 amino acids)
Biological process (GO): protein transport
Cellular component (GO): cytoplasm
Source: RefSeq, a predicted model, not a curated record
AUUCCUUGCAUAUAUAACCUAGUCUAGAUAUUAAAACUAACAACUAUUUGCUGCAAGCAACAUGGUAUUAGAAGAUUGUCAAGUUGUUUUUAAUAAUUAUAAGGGAUAUUUUUAUUCUGGUGAUAUCGUAACGGGAUCUGUAAUUUUUGGAUUAAAACACAGUGGCGUGGUAAAAGGACUAGUGUUAAAUGUUAAAGGAACAAGUAAAGCUAGAUGGACACGUCCAAUGCCUACAAUGCCACAUAUAAAAGUCUAUUCGGAAAAAAUUGAAGUACUUCGACUCGAUAUAUCGAUUGAUACUCAGGUAAACACUUUGGUAUCAAAAAGUUUAAGUAUCCCCUUCCAUUUUAUUCUUCCACGUAAUAUUCCAUCGAGUUUUCAAGAUUCUAUAGCUAAAACACAUUAUCGUGUUAUAAUAAAAACUACCAAAAUAUGUAAAAUAAUGCAAAAACGGGUAUUUCCAUUUAUUGUCGUUGCGCAUUUAAACCUUAAUCAUUGCGAGUAUACGUUUUAUAAUGAGAAAUACCUCUAUGAACUUAGCAAGAGUUUUGGUAAAUGUAAACAGUAUCAGUUAAGAAUAAAAACAUAUAAUGGUAUUGGAUCUAAUCAACGAGCUAUACCAUUUGAAGCAUAUAUAACUAAUGAAAAAAGAAUAAAAGUCUCGAAAAUUGUUAUUUCCCUCCUGCAGAAAUUAGAAUACACAGUGACGUCAGGUUAUUACAAUGCUGAAAAGAAAAUACAUGAAUUUUUUUUAAAGGAUUUCAAAAACGACUUGGAAGAAACAUGCAAACUUUUAAUAGAUAUACCACCGGUUGUACCGUCUACAAUAAAUCUGGAACGUACAUUGAUAAAAAUCUCUUAUGUUUACAAGGUAAUAACAGUUUUUUUUCGAUUUCAUUUUAGUAUGACUAUGGAAAUUCCUGUGGUUAUUGGAUCAACACCUGUAAUUUUUACAAAAUAAGACAUUUUAAUUAAGGACAAGUUUAACAUAAUUCUAACUACUAAACAAAAUUGAGAACGGUGUGCAUCUGACAUUUUCAGUGUUCUGAUGUUUAUAUAUAACUGUACUUAUAAAUGAUGUAUUUCUGUAAUAAUUAAUUUCUUAUCGAUCUUAGCCACUGGGGCUUUUGGCCCAUCCAGUCAUACCCUAGGUUUGGCGAGGACCCUUUUGUAUGGUAAAGCUGGGAUUCGAAUUCUCGAACUCGGACAGCGAGUUGUUAGAAUAACAUUGUUAUAUUAUCGUGUUAAAACUAAUGCAGUAUGAUUUAAUAAAAAAAAUAUAAUUUAAA